AUGGCUUAUAUAGAAUGUAAAGUUUGGCAUUUUCAAGGAGAUGAUGAUAUAGAUCUAAAAAGUCAUCACGAAGCAAUGAAAGCAGGAUGUAGGUUCUAUACAGUCAAGGUAUUGAUAGACACAUCAUCUAGAGGGAAAGAUAGACUAGUAUUUACUAAUGGUGAUGAUAUUUUUAAUAAUUUCGUGGUUAUUAAAAAGCUAAAAGUAGACCUCGUAUUAAGAUUACCAUGGUUAUGA
Messenger RNA from Funneliformis geosporum, 237 nucleotides. NCBI's taxonomy places the organism in Eukaryota, Fungi, Glomeromycota, Glomeromycetes, Glomerales, Glomeraceae. The record is from the annotation of a GenBank genome assembly.